AAGGGUCAAUUAGACUGACUUUUUAUUGUUUAUUUUUUUUUUAAAGUGACUUAACAAAGACUAUUCUUCAUUUCUUGGUCCGAAACUUUUCCGGACCCAGAAAAAACUGAAACCUUUUAAACCUGUAUAAUCAUCAAAGAAUCCUGAAUUUACCUGUAUAAUCAUUAAGAAUCCAGCUUUGCAAUUCUCUUUCUGAAGAUUCUGUUCAUAGGCACAGAAUUCCUUGCAACUAUGGGGAAUGGAGAAUCAAACUGUGAUUAUCCUCGUGAUGAUAUUUUGCAGCAACCCUCUUCUUAUACAGGAAGUUCAAUGGAUGAUUACUAUCAACAAAGGCAACAGCCACAAAGUCCACAACGGAUCACUUCUCAUGCAGGAAGUUCAAUUGAUCAUUAUUAUGAGCACAGGCAGCAACCACAACAACCCGCUUCUUUUGCGGGAAGUUCAAUGGAUAACUAUGAACAACAAAUGAAGCAUCCAACAUACAUAGCUGAUAAUUUCAAUUCUCUUGAUCAGGUUAUUUCUGCACUAAGAGAAGCUGGUCUUGAAUCAUCAAAUUUAAUACUUGGUAUCGACUACACAAAGAGUAAUGAGUGGACAGGCAGAUAUUCAUUUCAUCGUAGAAGCCUCCAUGCAAUUGGGAGCACACCAAACCCCUAUGAACAAGCAAUCUCUAUCAUUGGCGGUACUUUGUCACCCUUUGAUGAAGAUAAUUUGAUACCUUGUUUUGGAUUUGGAGAUGCAUCAACACAUGAUAAAUAUGUAUUCAGCUUUUAUCCUGAUCAUCGACAAUGCCAUGGUUUUGAGGAAGCUCUUUCCCGAUAUAGAGAGAUUGUUCCAUACCUAAAGUUGUCAGGUCCAACAUCAUUUGCUCCAAUUAUUGAUGCAGCAAUUGACAUUGUAGAAAACAGCACUGGACAAUAUCAUGUCCUUGUUAUCAUUGCUGAUGGGCAGGUUACUAGGAGUCCUGAUAUUCCACCUGGGAGUUACAGUCCGCAAGAGCAAGCGACUGUGAAGUCCAUUGUUGCUGCUAGCCAAUAUCCUCUGUCAAUAAUUUUGGUUGGAGUUGGGGAUGGACCAUGGGAUGCAAUGGAACAAUUUGAUGAUAACAUUCCUCAACGUGCAUUUGAUAACUUCCAGUUUGUCAACUUUACAAAAAUCAUGUCUGAGAACACACAAACAUCAAAGAAAGAAACAGCCUUUGCACUUGCUGCCCUUAUGGAAAUUCCAUUCCAGUACAGAGCCACUCAAAGGCUUAAUUACAUGAAAGAAUCAAGUUUAGCACAGGCGAGGCCUCAUCCUCGUACAAGGCCUCUUCCUCCUCCACGUGAAGUGGUUGAUCAUGAUAAUGCUGUUAAAUCAAUCCCAAUCAUAAAAAAUUUUGAUGCAGUUGAACCAACAGCUCCAGUAGAACCGGUGUGUCCCAUUUGCUUGACAAACCCAAAAGACAUGGCCUUUGGAUGCGGUCAUAUGACUUGCAAGUAUUGUGCCGCAACCAUUUCAAUUUGUCCUUUGUGCCGAGAGCCUAUAUCGACACGCUUAAGAAUUUUUACAUGAGUCACAAGAUGCUUCUGGUUGUUGAUUAUGGAAGAAUAAAGAGAAGUGAUAUCAUGGGAAGAUGGCAUUAGCUCAUGAAACCAUGUAAUAUUACAAGUUCAUUAGGUUAUCAAGGUAUAGGUUUUUUUUUGUGGCAGAAUGUCUUUAAGCCAUAAAUUGUAUAGAAGUAUGCUAGUGGGUUUUAUUAAAAUUUUUCAACAAAUUUUUUAUGAUAUAUUUUGUACAAGUAUCAUCAAGAUGCACCCAUUGUGUUGGCAUCAAUGCCGAAUAAUUUGGGAAGUUUUAAGAGCUUUAUGGUAAAAUGCUUAAUUUGGCUA
Hevea brasiliensis (rubber tree) is the source of this 1871-nucleotide messenger RNA. Its product is annotated as E3 ubiquitin-protein ligase RGLG3. The transcript is spliced from 12 exons. Bases 232 to 1554 code for a protein of 440 amino acids. The record is from RefSeq and is a predicted model, not a curated record. NCBI's taxonomy places the organism in Eukaryota, Viridiplantae, Streptophyta, Magnoliopsida, Malpighiales, Euphorbiaceae.